UCCAUCUCCCCUUAUAAAACCACAAUGCUCACUUCUCGUUUCUUCUGUAAACUAGACAAAAAGAGAAGCUACACACAUAUAUAUAAGUAAGAAAGAAAAUCGUCUUGUGAGAUAUCUAUAUAGCUUCAUAUCAUGGAAAUUAACGCCGAAGCAAAUCCUCAAGAAUCAUCGGAAUGGUUCGUAAAAUACCUAAACCGUCAAGGCGACUGGUUAGAAAAAACAAGAGGCAAUCUGAUGGUUGCAGCGACGGUUAUAGCCGGUAUGAGUUUUCAAGUUAUAGUUAAUCCUCCAGGUGGUGUCUGGCAAAGUGAUAAUUGCCCCUCUGGAAAUCAAACUAAUGUCGUACCGGUUUGUAAGGCGAAAGCAGGAACCUCAGUAUUGGAGUAUAGUUCAAAGCGUGUGCUGUAUCUUGGAAUGAUUGUUAGUAGUACGGUAUCAUUUUCUGCCUCUAUGAGUCUACUUCUUCUCAUCAUCAGCGGGUUACGACUGAGGAACCGGAUGAUAAUGGGAAUUCUGGUAACGUUCAUGAUAGCGGCAGUUCUUUGUAUCUCGGCAGCAUUCUUCUUUGCAAUGGCUUUGGUUCAGUCCGACGAUAAAAUAAUUAUUUACGUACUUACGAUUUAUUUGGGAUUUUGGAUCGUGUUUCCUAUAUUAAUCCUCAUCAUCCAACUCGUUCGAUUUAUAGGUUGGAUUAUUUGUUUUUUAUGUUGUUGUUGUUGUCGCCCUCGUCGACGACGAUCUCCUUGACGGUUAUUACCGCUGACUCCAACUCCAGUCCAUUAAAGAAGGAAGAAAUACUUAUAAAAAAAAAAGAAGAAGGAAGAAAUCGUUUGCUCGAACCCACGUAUAAAAUGAGACUGGUGAUCGCUAGAAGAAGAAUCUCUUAUGUUCAUUGUUGUAAGGUUAACUUGUAUGUGCCUUUACUAAAAAAAAAAAAAACUUGUAUGGUGUUUUUAUUGUUUAAUAACUGCAUUC
Brassica oleracea var. oleracea is the source of this 975-nucleotide messenger RNA. RefSeq lists its product as uncharacterized. The transcript has 2 exons. The coding region runs from base 133 to 747 and encodes 204 amino acids. Lineage: Eukaryota; Viridiplantae; Streptophyta; Magnoliopsida; Brassicales; Brassicaceae. The record is from RefSeq and is a predicted model, not a curated record.